Messenger RNA from Phytophthora infestans T30-4, 1298 nucleotides. RefSeq lists its product as uncharacterized. Bases 1 to 1149 code for a protein of 382 amino acids. Lineage: Eukaryota; Oomycota; Peronosporomycetes; Peronosporales; Peronosporaceae. The transcript has 2 exons. The record is from RefSeq and is a predicted model, not a curated record.
AUGGGUAACGCAACCGGACGAGACCUAAGCCAGGCCGAGCGAGGCCGGCGUCCCAACGAUAAGGAAAUGCUCGUGCUGCUCAAGAUGCAGCGAGCGUUGUUCCGCCGGCUCCCUACUAACUAUUGCUACGAUCGUAUCAUUCAGCACCUCCAAUUACUACAGCGAUAUUGGACCGCGAGCUUCCGUCGUAAGCAUCAGAUGCCGGGCUUCGUGCUGGUGAGCGACCUGUGGAAGGAGGCCGGAUUCUCGGACCCCAAUCCAGCCGCUGACCUGAAUCCCAUGGGAGAGCUUGGACUACAGUGUCUCGUGUUCUUCGUCGAGACGUAUCCAGCCGAGACGGCCAUGAUGCGUCGAGGUCGCGGCGGAUAUCCGUUUGCGAAGGCAGCGGUAGCCAUCGUGCGGUCUUUGAGUUUGACGAUGCAUCUGAUGGACACAACAGGGAAUCCGGGCCCGUUUCCUGUGACAGAGGCACUGUUCUGGCAGCUCUUCGAGCGAGACGACGGCUUCUUCCAGCUCUUCUCGCUUGCCUUUGUGGCGUUCGAAGAGCUAUUCUGUGAGGAAGUAGCAGCCAAUCUGUGGAUGCGAGAUGUGGACGCGUGCUCCAUGACGGUUGUGGACAAACUGGUGGCCGCGGUGGAGCGCAAGUUGACGAACGAGCUAAAGAAGGCCCCGCUGAAGCUGUCGGAUCUUCGACAUGUCUGCACCAAUGCCCGGUACAUCGUCGACAAGGCAGACGAGAAUGCUAGAGCUGCUCUUGGAAGAUCGUCUUCAGGUAGCGAGUCGAGCUCUGUCUCACGUUGGUCUCAGCACCACACCCCUGGACGGAAGAGUAUGCGAGAGGUAGGCAAGGCAUGGGGCAAGGAGAAGAAAGAGGAUGCACCGCGAAACAAAGGUUAUCGCCUGAAGCCUCGAAUGCCAGAGAUCGAGCGACCCCGCAGUGGAAGCUUGCAGACGAGUGGAGCGACCAGCGACGCCGAGGUCCCGUCACCGCCGCUGACAGACCGUAAAAAUGUAGAGGUGGAGGACGACGGCGCGCAAAACCAAGCGGCGUCCGAGCCCACCGAAGACCUUUUUGCGGGGCUUGUCACCAAGGCAACGGGGUCCGACGACUCCAAGAGCAGCGAGAGCGCAGCGGCCAGAAGCUGCUAGACGUGAGCCAGGGUGUUUACGGCACGGAGUCAUCGCAAAAGAUGACGACAAUCGAGAAUCGAGGAAAGUCAGCUGUUGCACUUGUAAUCACGCCUCCAAAAGUGAAAGCAUCACCCCGUAAUCAAACUAAAAAAAUCCAUCCAACGUUU